Molecule: messenger RNA, 5484 nt
Organism: Symbiodinium sp. CCMP2456
Lineage: Eukaryota; Dinophyceae; Suessiales; Symbiodiniaceae
Source: the annotation of a GenBank genome assembly
AUGCUGGCAUCUUUGGAGCAUUCCUUGCCGCACUUGGCAAAAGGUCGGGCAACGGCAGGAGGACUGGGAAAAGUCGUGGAUCUCAUUGCAAGGAAGCAUCCAUCCGACAUAUUGCUGGUUCAUCCGAUGCUGAAAGAAGAGGAUGGAAAACUGCAGUACGGGCAACCGCACGAAGAGCUAAUGCCUCUCCGACUCGUAAUCGGAGGUGAGCAUUGCAACGUCCGAGUGUAUAGGUUCGUACCGCCACAGGAUCCGGGCAUGACAGAUGUUCGAGUGGAAUUCCUCAUGUUAUCGCAUGAGAUUUUCCAAUCACGGACGCUAGAUGGCAUUUAUCCAAAUCCUCUGUCGCGACGAGCGGUCCUGAAAUUCUUUUCGCUGUGGAACCAAGCGGUGGGUGCUCUACUGGCUCGUCACAAGCCCCGCGUCUUUCAUUGCCCAGAUUUUCACACUGCUAUCGCACCCUGGUACGCGUUGCCGGAGCAUCCAGACUUACGAAUGCUGCUUGUGCUGCACAACGCGGAAUAUCAGGGAACUAUCAGCACAGACAUGAUCUUUGGGACCAGGCUCAGCACCAUAGCCUCACUGUUCAACUUGCCACCGCGAAUGGUGGAGGACCAUCUGGUUCUGGAUGGGCGGUUUAACAUGCUCAAAGCAGCUGUCGAUUUCGUGCGAGAGAAGCAGGGUGGUCGUGGUGUUUGCGCAGUCUCCCAGUGGUAUGCAGCUGAGUGUCACGCAAACUACGGCGUUCUGUGGCCAUUGCCGAGUAUACAAGGUUUGGACAAUCCAAUGCUCGAAGAAGAGCGAGCUGCUGUGAAAGGAGACAUCAAUCAAGCUAAAGCUGAAGCUAAGCAUCGCAUCCAAACGAGGUUUGGUCUUCAAGAAAACCCCAAUGCGCGCCUCUUCGUUUCAUUGGGCCGACUGGUGCGCCAGAAGGGCGUCGACCUCAUCGCGGAUGUUGCGGGAUGGCUUCUGUCAGAGCAUGUGGAUGCGCAGUUGAUCUUGGUGGGUCCCAUUGGAGAUGGGUUUGGCCACUAUGCUGCCAGCAAGCUGCAGCAGUUGGACGAGAACGGACAAUACCAGGGGCGACUGUAUGUGAAUAUCCAGUUCAUGCGAGAUCCUGAAGCUCUGAAGGACAUGAAACUCGGUGCGGACUUCUGCCUUAUGCCUUCACGCGAUGAGCCGUUCGGCUACGUGGACAUUGAGUUUGCCUGGCACGGAGCCUUGUUGGUUGGCGCUCAAGCUGGAGGAUUGGGGAAGGUGCCUGGCUUUUAUUUCCUGGCCCAGAACAGGGAAAAUUUGGGCCGACUGCGGAAGGAAUUGCGCACGGCAGUGUCUCAAGCAAUGCGAGCACCAAGAUCACAGCUUGAGAGUAUGGCCCAAGCGGCUGUCCGUUGCAGCUUUCCCUUGGAGCACUGGCAGCGGCGGUUGGCAGCGGCGUAUGGGGCCGUGACAGAAGGGGUGCCGAUGCUGCCGAGGGAGCAGUCUGCACAGAGUCUCGCAACUUUGGGCGACUGCCAGGACGACGCCUCGCAAGGAUUUCGAGAGGUGGCAGCUCCACCAGGUUCGACAAUUGAAUUUAACGAGAGUCCCGGACGACGUUCGGGAACGAGAACGUUCCGACCGUACGCUGAUGCAUCAGCUGCCGUACUUUUGACUCCGGUGCAGCCAGCGCAAUCAGGUGAUGCAGUCACUGCGGGCCCGUUUCGAGGUGCUGCCCCGGUGUCAGCCGUAGCUUCGGCUGUGGGCGAAGAGUACCACCACGUUAAUGCCAGCUUCGCACAGUGUGCGGCUGGACCAGAGUUCAUGACACAGGAAUUGGACGAAGACGAGCUCGCAGAGAGAGUGAAGCAAAAAGUUCGAGCCCACCACUGGGGCAUUGACGAGAUACUGGAAAGCGUUGGUGCGGACGUGGACUUUGAGCGUGAAGGCAGUCCAAUGGCACGAUGGUUACUUGGUCGUACCUGCGGUGUCCAGCGGGUCCACGUUCUGGUCGCACUGGGCUACGUGGCUUCACCUGUUGCCGAGUUCUUGACGUUCCUGACGGCCACCGAGUGGGGUCUGAGAGGUGGGGAAACCGUGCCACGAUUCGCCCAGCGGCUCUUCGGUGAAAAGAUAGACCCUCCUAUCUUGAACAUGUUGCUGUUUGCCAUCAACGCUCUCGCGUUCAGCGUGGCAGCGCCCUUCUGGGCUGUGCUGAGCCGCUAUUUCCAGCCCAGGCGGAUCAUGGCAGUUAGUCUGCUGCUUCAAGUGCCGCUUUUGCUGACCUUGUGGCCAAUGUACCCAAGCUUUGAGCUGGCUUGCCUACUGGUUUUCGCACACGGCUUGGUAACGGCGUCAUCGUUUUUGUUCCUCGUGUUCAACUUCAUGAUGUCGAUCAAGGCGGACAUGAGCAACUAUGCCAUACGUCUUGGCAUCCUGGAAAUGCUGCGCUAUGUUGUGAACUGGCUGUUGAGUGGUUACGUCUUCCUGGCAUCUCCGUCUUCGCUCCGUGGGACUAAGCAGCAGCCCCUUCCGACCGGGUUUGUGCUGCUCUUGCUGCCCAUAGCUUCGUUGAUGCUCUUGCUGACCCUCAUCCCAGGAGUCCUUCUGCUUUUUGCUCCGGGGCCAUACCGUGAGGAUCGAUUUCCGGGCUGGAACCUUGAGCUGCUCUUCAAAAGGAGGUCUUUCGUGCUUCUCUUCUUGAGCGAAUGUGCAGGAAACUUAGCACUGUUUCCCGGAACUUGUUACAUCAGUUGGUGGCUCUCGAAUGGCUGGAGUAGCAUCGAGCUCUCAGGCCUGAGUGUUCUUUUUGCCUUCCUCCUGGCCUUCGGGACUUUCCUGUGGGCAGCAGCUUUGAGCCGCGCUUCCAUCCACGGCUUGUCCUUCCUCGUUGGAGUGGCGGUCAUGUUGGCCCCGGCGACGAUGCUGAGAAGCGUAGUCCAAGACGAAGUUGCCACGAUCACCAGCCUGGGGCGCUCAGAGGCCGCACUGAUCAUCAGUGUCUUCAGCUUGUUCUUUGAGGGUGUUCGAUCUUCAGCUUUGUGGACAGCGAAAAUCCGCAUCUUGAACUCCAGAUGGCGUCUUCUAAGCUACGGCACGAUCCUUCAAAGCUGCAGCCACUUCUGUGCCUUCCUGUCGCCUUUUGUGUGUGAGUUUCUGGCCAGGCGGCAUGGCGUGACGUUCAUCACACGCAAUCAGAAGGAGCUGGCAGAUGCAAUGAUCCUGUCAGGUGUCCCUUUGGGCUUGGUGCAGUUCUUUCUGCAGGUCGUCAUCGCCCCAUUCAUCAAGAAGGACAUGGGCAUUUCUGUAGGAGCCGAACGGAGCUCGAGGAGCGUGCUGCGAAAAUUUCGGAAGGGCACCUCAGUGUUUGCAUUUACUACCUUCGCAGGUGCAGGCCUGGCCCUUGGUGUGCUCAUGGGCACCUUCCUGAAGAUACAGAUGCCCGUCAGCAGAAUUGCUAGAUGCGAGAUUCCUCACCCGACAAAUUGCACCGUGCUGGUGGAUGAGAUUGAUGCGCAGGAGGCUGUUUUCGGCCAGCAUUAUGGCCUCAAUCGCUUCCGCCAGAACACCACAGGCAUGUACAAUUGCUUGAGCCGCAUGAGAGCUGUUGGAGGAGACACGUUCAGGUUCUGGGAGUUCGGGAGAUGUGAGGUGCAACAUUGUGGAAGUACCUCGGCCCUGCAGGGCGACAAGCCGCCCACCACAGGUCAAGGACCCCUCGAUGCCUUUGACCUUUGGUCCCACUACUGUGAUAUGUCGCGACCGAAUCUGCUUGCUGUGCAUCUUUUCGAGUGGUCAUGGCAAGAUGUUGGGGACGAGUGCGAGAAUUACCUUGGACCAGCAGGCUUCAAUGCCGUCCAGGUCUCCCCACCCAGCGAGCACAUUCUGGGCGACUCAUGGGCAACUCGAUAUCAACCGGUGUCCUACAAGCUGGACUCUCGGAGUGGCAGCUCGGACGACUUCGCCAACAUGGUUCGCAGGUGUAGAGCCGCCAAUGUCAACGUCAUGGUUGACGUUGUACUGAAUCACAUGGCUGGACCUUUCGUCUUCUCGCCUGAAAAGGACAGGGGCAAGGCGUGUGGCCAAAGUGAGGACACCGAAAAAUCCUCUACAGCAAAGUGUUUGGGAUGGGCGGGCACCGAGUAUGGAAACCGGGAAUACCUGAACGGCCGCAAAGGGCUUGAUUGGUACGACAGGUCGAUGUUUCAUCAUUAUCCAGGCAAUGAACACUCCAACUGCGGACUGCCACCCUGGACAAACAACAAGCGUUUGUGCGACAUGUACGGCCUUCCCGACCUGAACACAGAAGAAAUUCAUGUUCAGGAACAACUGAGAGCAUAUCUGUUAGAGCUCUUGGAGACCGGGGUGACUAUGCUUCGUGUGGAUGCUGCAAUGAACAUAUACCCAGAGUCGCUUGCAGAGGUUGCUUUGGCUUUUCCGUGGGAGUACAUAGUCCAGGAAUACUAUCCCGAUAUGUUCCAAGACCGAGACAACAGAGACAAGGCAACAUCCAUCGGCUCAGCGACCGACUUUACAUUCGGGCAGCGUGUUGCCGAAUCGCUCUUUGAUGGAAAAGCCGGCGGUUGGUUCAACAGGUCCCGCCAACUAGGUGAGCUUCUCCGGUUGCAGCGUGAAGGCUUUCCAGACUGUCGCUAUCGAGUGUGCGAUUCGCCUGUUCCCACCGACCGGGCGCUCCUCUUUCUGGACAAUCAUGAUCAGCAGCGGGAGCGCUGGAAGCCUGAGGUACAAGGUCAGCCGCCGUCCUCUCCGGUUUGCUCUUGGGAUGGCCGGGAUAUUGGAAGCUGCAGACCUAUUUACAAGCACGGCCAAGUCUAUGCUUUGGCGCAGCUCUACAUGCUGGCCUGGCCUUACGGAGCGGACAAACGAUCUGCUGUUCGGCUCAUGUCCUCUUAUGGUUUCCACGAGUUCAAUCAGGGCCCACCUGGCGUAGGUCGAGACUCGCUGAAAGAUCCUGUUGCAUCUCCUGUUGUUUGCCGCGACACGCCCACAACGUCGCCGGUCACAGAUCUUUACGACAACGACACUGCAAAACCGUGGGUUUGUGAACACCGUUGGCGAGGAGUGUCUGGUCUUCUCCGCUUUCGCCAGUUCUCAAACAGUUCUGCGGAAGUUCAUAAUGCAUGGGACGACGGAGAUGGGCACAUUGGCUUCAGUCUGGGGCAAGUCGGAUUCGCGGCUUUCAGUCGCGGGUACAAUUGGUACACGAUGCAAGGCUCCAACGCCACCCUUUCUCUUGCAGGCAAGCUGACAGGCAUGCCUGCAGGAUGUUAUUGCAACCUUGCUGACGAGCUGGGUGCAGUGCCUGACCCUGGUUCCUGGCAGGGAAGGUGUGCAGGUUCCAGCGUACUCGUGAAAAACCUCACAAUUGUCGAUGCUCGGCUCGAAAGUGGAAGCGCUGUCGUGGUACAUGCUCUGUAUCCUGCUGCAGCUGGCCUUUGUACCGCAGGUGGCAUGAUAACGACGGAGCAGGUUCUGCUGGCCUAG